This is a messenger RNA of Lepisosteus oculatus (spotted gar), 1187 nucleotides long. RefSeq names its product GLI pathogenesis-related 1a (gene glipr1a). Lineage: Eukaryota; Metazoa; Chordata; Actinopteri; Semionotiformes; Lepisosteidae. The record is from RefSeq and is a predicted model, not a curated record. Gene Ontology annotation, cellular component: extracellular region.
GGAUUUCCUUCCUGUUUUGCACACUUCUACACUUGUUAGCAAAGUUCCUGAUUAUAACUUCUUUCUGCUCUUCAGAAACUACUGCAUUAGUCAGUGCUCUUUGGAGUACCGUGAUCAUAACUGCUCCCACCCUAAAAUCAUUCUCUUCACAGCCACUACAGCCAGUCACAGAUCCACGCUUGUAAGACUUCAAGACUGAAAGGCUGAACAUGGCCAAAUUGUCUUUUAACCUGCUACUUUUUACAAUAAUGAUGGAUUCCACAGUUUACCUGCAGUCUUUAAGAGAGAAGCCUUUGCCAGAUAUCAACAAUCAAGACUUCAUCAAAGAGUGUGUUGAGGCUCAUAACCAGUUUCGCUCUCAAGUAAAUCCACCUGCAAGUGGAAUGAUGUACAUGACCUGGGAUGAGGCUUUGGCCAAAACCGCAAGAGCCUGGGCAAGGACCUGCAAUUUUAAUCACAAUAUCUACCUGAAACAACCUGGAAAGGUUCAUCCCACUUUUACUCCUGUUGGGGAAAACAUCUGGGUUGGAGCACCUUCUUCCAUAUUCACUGUAUCCAAAGCAGUAAAGGCGUGGUAUGAUGAAGUUAAGGACUAUGAAUAUAACGACAAUGUGUGCAGAAAAGCAUGUGGACAUUACACUCAGGUUGUCUGGGAGAAAAGCUACAAGGUUGGUUGUGCUGUUCAGGUUUGUCCUUCUGGAAUCACUGAUUUCUUUACUUCCAUUCCAAAUCCAACCAUAUUUGUUUGCAACUAUGGAGAUGCUGGGAACUUAAUUGGAGUCCAUCCUUACACUCGUGGAGUCAGCUGCAGUAGAUGUGGUAGUGACACUUGUGUUAACCAUUUAUGCCGAAACCAAGCCCGGGAGCAAUUAAAAAGUUAUAAAGACUGGUAUCCAGACUGGGAUACUGAUGCCACCUCUUCUGCUUCUAGCAACUACUUCUGCAUUACAGUCCUAAUCUCAAGGUCUGUGUCACUUGCUCUGAUAUUUGCAGGAGUAUACGGGUUUCAGCAGUUAUAUCCAAACAUGUUUGCUUAUGAAUAAUCUAGGUUGUUUCAUAAUGGAAAGCACAUUUCUUAGUUCAUCAGCAAAUACAAAUGCUGGUUUAAAUAUUAGACACUCUCUGUUCUUAAGUAAAAUUCAAACAACACUGUAAAAAAAACUAAAUAAAGUUGAUAAUCAUACUGA